Messenger RNA from Dermatophagoides farinae (American house dust mite), 658 nucleotides. NCBI's taxonomy places the organism in Eukaryota, Metazoa, Arthropoda, Arachnida, Sarcoptiformes, Pyroglyphidae. The record is from RefSeq and is a predicted model, not a curated record.
ACAACAACAGGGUAAUAAACGAAAAAAACAAAUGCAACAAACUGAUUAUUUGGAUAGUUUCACCAUAAACCAUACUAAUGGUGAAAUUUCUGUAUUGAAACCAUUGGAUUAUGAUUAUCCAAAUGGCCAACCAACAUAUAAAUUGAAUGCCUAUGCACAGAACAUACAAACUAAACAGCAGCUUGGUUUUGCCAAUAUUUUCAUUCAUUUACGUAAUAUCAAUGAUAAUGAACCAUUUUUUCAACAAAAUUUUUAUGAAGCAAAUAUUAUGGAAAAUGGUCCAACAAAUAUGUCAAUCAUACAGAUGAAUGCAAUCGAUUAUGAUGAUUAUUAUGAUCGUGAUCAAAUUUUACAAUACUCAAUAAUCAAUAAUCAUUAUAAUAAUCAUGGUCAAUCAUUAUUUUAUAUUGAUCCAAAUAAUGGUUUAAUAAUGGCCAAUGUUUGUUGUUUUGAUCGUGAACAUCGUGCUAACUAUACAAUCAUUGUUUCAGCUAUGGAUUCAGGUGGUCUAAAGGCGAAUACAACAGUCAAUAUAAACAUAAUGGAUCAAAAUGAUUGUCCACCACGUUUCAUACAGAAUGAAUGGCAUAUUGAAUUGGAUGAAAAUGAUGAUGAUGAUGGUGAUAAUCAAACUGAUCAAUCAUCAACAACAACAACA